AUGGCCCAGGUCCCUGCGGGACACUGGGCUGUCCUCACGCUGGUGCUCUUGCAUCUCUCCGCGCACUUCCUGCCAGAAGCGCCGCCAUCGCCUGGUUUGCUUCCCUGCGCGCUGGAGGCCGUGUGCCCGCCCGCGUGGCUGCCGCCACACGGCGCGGACGUCUGCCCUCCGUGCCCAGAGGCGCCGCCGUGUGAAGCGGCUCCUGCUGUCUGCGCGGCCGCGGAGCCGGCCUCGAAGGAGAGCGCGGACCCCCUCGGCACUCUUCUGGCGGCGGCCCCGGGCGUCUUGGUGGCGCUGGCUCUGGAGGCCUGCCCCCCCAGGCUGCGGGUGCUGAGCGGGAUGGCGUUGUUCCCGCACGGCGUGGAGCAGGAAUAUAGCGACGACCCCGUCGACCAUGAGCGAGUGCUGCUCUACCCGAGCUUGCCGCCUGGGACGUGGGCGGCACGGACCCCCGACGGGGAUGAGUUCGAGGAGGACUUCACGGGGGCAGAUCCUCAGACAGGGCCUGAGGGAGCGGCGCUGAUGCCGAUCGGUGGAGGAGCGCCCGAGGGCUGGCCACGGCCGAUCUACCGCUUCAGGGCUGCCCUCACGGCCGAGGAGCUGCGGGCGGCGAUCAGACGCGGACGUGCGCUGGUGGAGGCGCGCCUCCCUGGCAUCGCGCCCGAGACGCCGGCUGAGGUCGCGGGCCCUGGCGAUGCGCUGAUCGAGUGGACCACGUUCUUCGGCGAGGUGAGGCGGCCAGCGUCGCUUCGGCUGCGGGGCAAGCAGUCGCUCGCCCCGCUGGACGGCGAUCGCGUCUGGGUCGUGGCCGAGCCCACGGAGAGCGCAGCAGUCGGCACCACGGUCGAUCGGGCGGACCCCCAGUUCGGCUUCGCGGAGGGCCCACGCUGUGUGGAGGCGCUGCUGGCGGAGGAUCUUCCAGGGUAUGCGGCGAGGCGGCGCAGGGAGAUGGGCCACAGCGACUUCCCAGCCGCCGAGGCGGAGCGUGACGGGCCAGGACCUGCAGGUGCCGUCGACCUUCGCGAGCGUCUGGGCCGGGCCGCGGGUGCUGGGGGUGGGCCGCGCCCCGAGAGGGUGAGUGGCACAGCUGCCCCGCCGCCCAGGGGCGCGGGUGCUGACGGUGGAGACCUCUGCAUUUUGGAGGUGGACUACGACGCUCAGGGGGAGAGGUACAAACCCUUCAGGACCGCAUGCCGCGAGUCCUCGCGAGAGGCCUUCCCGGGCCAGCCGAUCGAGGGCACCGCGUCGGCUUUGACGGUGUGUAAGAGCAUGGAGCGCACCAACGGCGACCCCAGGUCUUGGUUGAGAGACUUCUUGAGGUCAAAGGGCCUCGGAGACAGGGUAUCUCACGAGCUGCGAGUUCUCUGUGACAUCCUCGUCUGGGCCGCCGUGUGCGAUCAGGUGAACUUGGGCGGCCUGAUGUGCUUGGAGACAGCGGCGAGGAGGGUCGCGGGGCUGGUGGCGGUCUAUUCGGACCCAGCCAAGCCUGUGUGGGGUCGGGCUCGUCUCUAUACGGGCGCCGCCUCGUCGGACGACAUCGCGGGCCAGGCGCUGCAGCAGUUCGCCGCCCGCAAGAUCAAGGAGCAGCAGGACGCCCAGGUGGUGUUGGCGUUCGGCAAGGGACCCCAGCGCCUGUUCCCGCUGCCGCGCUGGCGCCUGCCUGAGCUGCCCGCGGCCGGCUCCACGCGGGGCCUGGCCCUUCGGCGGCGAGAGCGGCUUGUGUUCAAGAUGGGAAACGAGGCGGUGGGUGCUCUGAACUGGCUGGCGGGCUUCCGAAGUGGCCCGUCCUAUUUCGAGCCCGAUGCGAUGCAGCUCGAGCUGCUGCGAGGGCGCGCGCCGUACGAUGGGGCGGGGUGCCUCGCCCGUGUCGCACCCUUCAAGAUGGGCUUCGUCUCCCUGUCCGAGACAGUGGAGGGCUGCCCGCCGUUCGAGGACGUGGCCCCUCCCGAGGUCCAGCGCUUCCUGAAGGGGCACCCCGAGCGCGUGCUACGCUCAGACAGUCCCUCUUCCUCAGUGACGCCGUAUUUCGACCCCCCGCUGAAGCGCAGCGCAAAUACCUGCAGGCAGUUUAUAGCCGACCUGCAUCGCCGUGGCCUGAUCGGUUGGACCAGGCGCCCUCGCUGCCAGGUCGGCCUCUUCUUCGUCGAGAAGGAUGGUGGCCAGAGGCUGCGGCUCAUCCUGGACGCCAGGCCCGGGAACCUGCUCUUCGAGUCGCCGCCUGGCGUGGCCCUCCUCAAUGCCGAGGGCCUCAGCCGGGUAGAGAUCGCUCUUCCUGAAGACUUGGGCCCUUGGAGUGAGGGGGCCCGCCGGCUCCUGUGUGGCUAUUCCCUGCACCUGGGGCUCGCCGACGUCAAGGACUGUUUCCACAGGUUGCGACUCCCGGGAUGGCUCUCUGAGUACUUCUGCCUUCCUGAGGUACCUGCGUACCUGCGCGGCGCCGAGGGCGAGCUCUGGGAAGGCAGGACACUGGAGAGGCGCGACCUGGGCCGCGUCUCGCACUGCGUGUACGUCGACAACCUGGGCGUGGCCUCCACCGAUGAGCCCCUCGUCUCCGACGCGAUUGCCCAGCUCGUCGAGGGUUUCGACCAUCAGGGCUUGCUCCUGCACGGUAACUCGGUGGGCACCGACGCCGAGGCGCUGGGCGCGGAGGUCUCAGGGGCGCACUGGAGGACGAGGGUCACGCAGAUGCGCUUCUGGCUGAUUCGGCAGGCGAGGCAGGAGCUGGAGACUAUCCGCGGCCUACUGAUCUUCCUGGAGUGCGACUGGGCGCUGCAGUGGAACGACCUGGCGGUGGCCACCGACAGCAGCCUCGAGGCAGGCGCGGUCUCGACCGUCGCCGAGGUGGGCCGCGUGCAGGAGCGCGCCGGCUUCCGCGAGCCCGUGGCAGCGGGGGCCGAGGGGGCUGCGGACGGCGCGCGCGCCGCCCGCCGCGGCGCCCGCGAGACAGCGCUGGAGGCAGCCGGCUUCUGGCGUGAUGAGCGUGGCAAGUGGCGGCUGGCGGAGACGGCCGAGGGCGACUCGCUGGCUGGCGCGCGGGGGCUCGACCCGAGCUUCCCCGAGGUGCCCGCGGCCGGACUGGCGAGCACCCGCUGGCGGACUAAGCAGGUGCAGCGCUGGCGCUUCGAUGGGGGCAUCCUUGUUAAAGAGGCCCGUGCGCUGGUGAUGGGCGCCCGCCGUGUAGCCCAGUCAGUGUUCGGCGCCGCCUGUCGCCAGCUGAUAUUGUCGGAUAACAUGUCAGGCCCUCGCCGCCUGUCCAGACUCACUGCGGAGCAGAGGUCGCUGGACUGGCUAUCCCGCCUGGGCCUGGUCUCGCUGCCGCCGACGCCGAAGCUCCCCGUGCGCGACCAGGGGCUCCAAGUUCUCCCCCAGGACUGGCCGCGCCAGGUCGUGGCCGACCGCGACGACGGCAGCAGCGCCUCCGACGAGCAGCAGGUCGUGCCAGCAUUCGAGCGGCGGGAGAGAGAGCUGCUCAAGAGGGCCACUCGGCGGAGACGGGCGUGCGGGGCCGAGGCGCUGCUGGGCAGCGCAGCGGGGGAGGGACAGACGUUCUUGGAAAGGCGGUCGGUGUUUGCACCCGCGCGGAGCCGCUACACCCAGGAGCUCGAGGCCUUCCUGGGCUUCUGCGACCGCCAGCCGAGACGGGCUCUGACGUCGGCCGGCGAAAUGGACGAGGCAGUGGUCGAUUGCAUGAACCACCUGUUCUUCGAAGGCCACGAGUCGGCGAAGGGGGGUCAGGUCAUGGCAGGCCUCAUGUUCAGGUUCCCGGAGUCUUCGAAGCAAGGGGAGGCCAAAACGCCUCGAGCCUGGAGAUGCCUCCGGGGCUGGCGCAAGCUGGCGCCUGGGCGGAGCCGCCGUGCAUGGCCGCUGGCCCUCUGGCGCGGGCUCGCCUGGCGCAUGGUGGCGAGGAAUGCGUUGCAGAUGGCCGUGUUCUUGCUCGCGAUGGUCUCGGGCUAUUUCAGGCCCAGCCACCUGCUCACCCUGACGCGCGGCGGCGUUAUUCCGCCGGCACCUGGGGCGCGCCGCUGGUGGUCCCUGCUUCUCUUCCCGGACAACGAGCCUUAA
Molecule: messenger RNA, 4062 nt
Organism: Prorocentrum cordatum
Lineage: Eukaryota; Dinophyceae; Prorocentrales; Prorocentraceae
Source: the annotation of a GenBank genome assembly